CAGGAGCACAUGUGUCUUUGGCACCAUCAAUGGUUGCAAGGUUCCAGAAGAAAGGAGGCGAGGGCAGAGGCAACCGCGUGUGAGAGUUAACCCAAGUGUGCUGCCCCCGGAUGACAGGACUGGAGCUGACAGAAACCACAGGAUCCCUGAACCAGAGGCCGGGCCUGCUCCCCUGCUUGCCACCCCCCACCCCCCGUGCCUGCAGCAGGGCCGACGCCCAGGAACACUCGUAUCUGCGGAGAAGUGAACCAGCAAAGACCUGCCCCGUGUCUCCCAGCCGGAGCCCCACCUCCAGCCCCUGCGUCGGCAGCGGGAGCCCAGCAUCUCUCCGCCACGUCCUGCCCGCCGGCCUCCAGCUGGCCCCGCUCCCCGCCCCUCCCCCUGUGGUGCCAGCCUGCGGAGAGCGCAGAAGGCUUAUCUGGGACUCCAUCCACAGGGCACCCCCUUCCUCAGGAGGACCUGGGGGGGCUACGGAGCCUCCCGGGGGCAAAGCGAACCGCGGGAGUGCGGCCUCGCUCCGGCCUCCUCCGUCAUCGCGGGGAGAACCUGGCCCCCCGCCCCCGAGCUGUGCCGUCUGCAUCGGGGCCACAGGCGGUGGUUUGUGUUCACAUGAAAUAAAUGCUCAGCGGCCACGUGUGGCCGAGGAGCUGGGCCGACAGCGGGACAGCACGCCCACCAUCGCAGGAAGAACCAUGGGGCCUGCCGGCCGGAAGUCCUUCUCAACCUCCCAGGCAGCCCUUCCACGGAGGGGCGUGGGCAUUGGACGCCUGCUCACACCUGGGCCGAGGCUGUCACCCGGCCAAGGCCCUCGAAGACCUGACUUGGGCGAGCAGAUCACCUGA
Balaenoptera musculus (blue whale) is the source of this 842-nucleotide messenger RNA. RefSeq names its product WAS/WASL-interacting protein family member 1-like. The transcript has 7 exons. Bases 111 to 842 code for a protein of 243 amino acids. Lineage: Eukaryota; Metazoa; Chordata; Mammalia; Artiodactyla; Balaenopteridae. The record is from RefSeq and is a predicted model, not a curated record.